AUGAACUGUGAAGACGAGAAGGAAAAAAUUAAUAACUCUGUGACGGUUUACACGGGCGAAAAGAGGAGCGAAAAAAAACUUCCCUUUUUCAACGGAUUUGAUGACUUCAAAAUCGAUUAUUCUUUCCACAAAAGAAAAAAGUCUUCUUCUGGUGCAAUAAAAAACUCAUUACACGAUGGGAAUGAUAGCAACUGGGAUGAUAAAAAAGACGAUCUAAAAAAGUUGAUUCAAAUUAUAAACCAUAACUACAUCGAUAAACAUUUUUAUUUUAAAAAAUUAAGCAUUCACGAUUUGUACAAAAUAUUUGUCUACUCAAAUUUUUUAACAAAGUCAUUAAUUUUAUAUCCUUCUUUGAUUCCUCAUUUUGAGGGUAUUAUUGAGAAAGUGAAAAAAAUAAAAAAGGAAGCUACCUUUCCAGGAGUCGAGGGUGACCAUUUUGUGUUUCCUCCCCUCGAUUCACCCCCCAACGAGGGUCAUCGGCUUGGGGCGAGCAGAUUCAUUCAGACUGCCGCCUUUAGCAGUGGUCCAGUUAAAAAUGAAAGAAAUGAGAGGGAAAAUGCGUCACAAAAUGGAGCGGAACAGACGGCCCAACAUACGGCGCAAAAUACCACACAAACCGGGGAAAAGAAAGCCUUUCUGCUGGGCAUCGGAAAGGACGCCAGGUCGAGGAACAGUUUCAUAUCUACUGAAUUAGACCAAGCAGAAAACGACAUUGGGAAAGGCGCGAACACACGAGGAAGCAACACAUAUCGCACAAGAAAUAACCAUAAAGGGGCGCCUACCGAUGCUGGAAACACAAACUGUGACAAAAUAAACACUGGGUCAUUCGCCAAGCCUGACGAUACAGAUAAAAAAUUUCCCAAUUGUAAUUACAAAAGACAAGUAAUAGAACAAAAGAAGAACACAGACUUCUUUCCAUAUGAUGGACCAUCCAAUUAUGCACCUAAAAAUGUAGAGAUACAAAAUGUUGCUCACAACUCUAAAGUGAACGUGAAGACCCCCCGUCCUAUCCAUAAUAGCCACACGAAGAAUGCCAACUGUGAGUACGAUCGAAGUAAUGGAAAUAAUGCCAUAAGUAGAGACAAUCCUAGCCUGUCCAUCCCAUUAGUGGACAAAAAUGUUCGUGUUUAUAAAAACAUAAAUGAAUAUGACAUAAUUGAGCUCAAAAUAAGCGCUUCUUUUAACAACAAAUAUAUAUGCCGCUAUAUAGGCAUCCACAGCGGAAUGACGUUAUACAACAUACACAGAUGCAUCUGCAUAUGCUUGGGAGUCAAAAAGGAAGACACGGACAACUACUUGCACGUUUUUAUAUUAAACAAUGGAAACAUUUAUGGGAGCGGCAAAAAAUGCAGCGUUAGCAUCAUCAGGAAAAUACAGAUAAACACGGAUCGACACAUUACCUUCAAGCACAUAGUCAAGACCCCACUCUAUCUCUACAAAGCAAAGGACGCAAGUAAAAACCACUUUUGCAACGAUUUUCCCGUCAACUGCGCAAACACUCUCGAUGACAAGGCCUGUGUGAAUGGAGGAAGUCAGUACGGCGGAGAGAGCAAUCCGAACGAGGGGAUGCACAGCGAAAAUGAGAGCAGUCAAAAUAGUGGCGGCCCCAACGAGAACAAACCGAAUGAGAAGAGUCCACAUGAGAAGAUCCCCCAUGAGAACAUCCCGUAUGGGAGGAGCCCCGAUGAGAGCAGCCCAAACAACAGUGACCAACGCAUCGGUAACGCCAACCUGUACAACCCAGACCCCCACAGCAGAAACCUGGGUGCCAAUGUCAACGUAAUGGACAUUUCAAACUUUGGGCAGUCCAAGAAUGGCCAAACUUUUGUAGAAUCAAAUGCCAUGCUUAAUUAUGACAUGCUGAACAGCGUGGACACUGUAGCAGAGAUGAACCAUUGCAAUGUAAGUAUACCCACAUUAGGUACCAUUGGUAAGGCAAAAAAGUUUUCCAAUUUAAGCAACUCGUCCAGCAGCUUUUACAGCCAUUUGGAUAGCAACACCCCCUACAACCUUAGCGAUAAUAUUAGCAAUAAGGGAAAGAGUAUCUCCCGCGAGAGUCUGAACAGGGUGGCAUGUAACAGGAUCAUGCGCUUUAGCCACAGUAGCGAACUAAGUGCGACAGCCGUGGGGGAAUAUCUGCCUAAAGACGCAGGUGCCAACAUAAACAGUGGACAUUCGAACGGAGGUAGCGCAAAUCAAAACUGCCCCUACGACCCAAGCGAAAACAACAUCAACGUUAGUAACUUCCCCAUUCAGAGAAAAAAUAUGAAGACGAAGGAAGCUUCAAAUAAUUUCCACUUGAAUGAAGCUCCAAAUGAUUGGCACUUGAACGGAUCUUCAGACAAUUCCCAUCUGAACGAAUACCACUCCGACUUGCAACUACAAAAAGAUGGCCAAAAAGUAAGCGAUAAUAACGACUGCGAUGUGAACGGUCCACCUUCCAGUGAAAACUACGCAAGAGAGGAUGCCCAAGGAAUAGAGGACGCUACUGCGGAAGAUGACUACAAAAGGGCAAAGUGCAAAAAGGGACCAUAUCACGAAAAUUGGAACGAUCAAAAUGGAAGGCAUAUGAACCGCAAAAACGACAAUCCCUUCCUCAGUAACGAAUCCACCUAUGCUAACACGACCCAUGCUGACGACCACCCCCUAAACAAGCCCCGCGAAGAAGCACACAAAGUAUUAUCUCCAAACACUGGUAGAGACACCUGUUACCUUUACAUGAAUAGUCAAGAAGAAAAUCCGAGUUGCAUGUUUAACACAAUUUCGAGGGAUGGCAGCCCCUACAAGCACGCCAUGUCUGCCAUCUCACCUACAAAAAGUGAUCACCCCUUCGGCGCCAGCAAUAAUUACACAUUCAGCGCGCAACAGAAUGAUGCCCACAGCUACCAUCUUAAUGGAAUGAAAACCUCUGAACAACAUGAAUUCGAAAAUGAACACCUGAAGUCAAAUUAUCUCUAUUCUAUAAAUGUCUCCCCCCAGUUUAGCGGCCAUAUGAAGUUCAAUCCCGCACUUAGCAUGCACAAUUUGGAUGAAAAAAAUGGGGUACAAAAUGGGGUACAAGAUGGGGCACAAAAUGGGGCAAAAGGUGAGGCACAAACGGGGCAGAUCAUGGACGAUAGUGACUACCCAACAAUUGAUAGUAAUUGCCGAGAUGAUGGUCCCUCGAGCCGUUUUUUCUUUCCCACGAGUGCUCUUCCCGACUAUCCCUACAACCUAAACGGGCUAAAUACGCCAAAUUGUUUCUUUUAUAAACACGAAAAGCACCUCACUGUUAAUAGUAACAAUUCACCAACCGCCUAUAGCUACAAUGAUCCCAUGUACAAUCAAGAUAACCACAUAGACUAUCAAAAUGUAAUGAACAAUACUUUUCUUGAGAGAGACUUCUCCCAUGUUAGCAGUCCCAAUUGGUGCAUCCCAUCUCAUCACUUUCCCCAAUCAAAUAAUGCCCCUUAUACGAAUGGAUCCACCGCGAGCUCCUACAUGGACAAUUCAUUUGAAGCUUCUCCUCUUGAUAACACUUUCAAUCCCCAGCAGGCAAACCACUACUGGGGUGAUUCAAAAUACCAAGCCGUCGAAUCAUCUAAGACCUGCAAGAAUAAACACCAUUUAGAAAUCUCCGAACGAACGAAAAAUAUAGACGCUGCUGAAUGUUGUGAUGCCACAGCUGCACGGGAUAACGCCAUGAUAAACAUACCACAAAAUGGCGAUGGAAGCGUAACUAAAAAUUAUCCCCCCUCGGGAAAUUACAAUUCCACCUCUAUAACACAUCUAAGAACCCAUUUGAACAGAAAAAUGGAGAAUCAAGAGAAUCAUCCAGAGGUCCUAAAAGAAACAACUGAAGACUUGGGGAAAGAAACACCCCAAAAUUGUGUUCAACCCGACACCUUGCAACGUCACUCAAGUGGGAGCACCACUGAAGAGGGCGAACCGAAAGGAACAAAGGAAAGUGCUGCUAAAGAUUGCAUAAACAGGGAAGACUCACGUAGGGAAAACCCCCCUUUGGAAGAUGCCAAAAGCUACAAAGGCGUACAAUGUGGAAGCCUUCCUGAAUGUACUAAAAACCAGAAUGAUGCCCCACGCAGUAAAGACCAAAUGAAUCACAGGGAAAACAUCAGAACGAACCGCGCAGCAUACCACAAUGACCCAGAGGGACUAAAAGAAGGCCAACUAAAGGAGCAGAUCCAGAAAAUGAAGGAUAGCCCCCUUGUGGAAGGAAUAAAAAACAGAAAUACGCAAAAAGAGAGUGAAUCCUCCCAAGACAUUAUCAAUAGCGAUCGCGAAGAAGAACCAGGCGAUUUUAUCAACAGCAACGAUACGGGUGAGAGAAAACCAAGCGCCACUCUCAGUUCUCACAGCAAAGAUGACGAAAAUGCUAAGAGGGGCGGAACAUCCAACCCUCCAACUUGCAACGCCGUAUAUGAAGGAAAAUUUGGAGAUGCUACACCUGCCCAAGUGAUCCACCAGGAAAUCAGCACGAAAGGGAAAUUUCCCGAAAUAGAAAAUUCACACAUCUGCAACAUUUCAAACACAUACGAUGAUGCUAAGGAUAGCACUCCCGUUAGAACAGAACAAAACGAAGAUUCCAAUUUUUACAACAAUUUUAAGGAUACAGAACGUGGAAAGAGUGGACAUAAAUCACACCAACAGGUUGGGUGCAACCAUACAGGAAAAUCUCACCCCCAGAAAAAAGAUAGAAAUGAACAGGAUUAUUCAUAUUUACAAAAUGGAGAGUACACAUCACAGGGUACCCACCUUGUCUGUGAACAAAAUGGAAGCAAUUUCCCUCCCAUCACUUUAGUUCAAAGAGAAAAUAUAAAAAACGGCUCCACAUAUCAACACACACAUGGGGGGGAAACAAACCUGCAAGGAAAAACGGAAGUCCUUCGUACAUCCACUGAAAAUUCAACCAGCAGGGAAUUACUCCAUUUUAGAAAGUUAAAUGGAAAGAAUGCCACAACUUGUGCAGAUGGACCAAUCUGUACGGAUGGAUCCACCUGUACAGAUGUACCAAGCCGAGGAAGGAGCACAAAGGAACCCAUUUUAGGUGGCGAAAAAAUGGAAUCAAAGGAACAACACAAAAAUUCGACAAUUGAUAAAAAGGAGAAUUACGAAAGAGAUAUAAAACAAGGAACUCAAAUAAUUCUCAGAAAUGAUCAUUUUCACCAAGACAAUGAAGGUAGCCAUCCUUUUACAUCUGAGCAAAGGGGAGAUAUUCCCCCAAACGGCCUUACCGAAACGGAGCAGCUCAUUCUAGAAUACCAUCCCCACUUAAAUGAAGAACUCAAUAGUGAAGAAGAUUUUCCUCCAUUGAACGAGCAAAAUACGUAUUUGCAGCAUAUAAAAAAGAUGGUUCUAAUUACUCCACACGAAAGUAGCAGUUGUGUUACCACCAACAUUCCCACUGGACCCAUGCACGCAACUGAACUUAGCGAAUUAGAAAGAGAAGACAAAUCCAAUUUAUGCCUCCACCAAAAUGCAAAAACGGAUUGCAAACAGUGGGAACACAACUUAUAUAAGGAGCAUUUUUACACCAAUAACAAAAUGAAUUAUCUAGAAGGAAACAUCACCCCGUGUUGUAGUAGCUCUCCCAUGACUGGAGGUAAUGCCAUCCCAAAGGACUUCACCGAUAAUUUUCACAAGACUGACCUUCUGGCAGACUACGACCCAAACAGCAAAUGCACCAACGAGAUGGUUAACAAAAAUCAAUAUUCCCUCAACGUAGAAAAUAAAAACAGUGCCUAUCCUAUGACGUCACUUUCUUUUAAAAAGGAUCUUUCAAAUACCACGUGCAUGCAAGUGGAAAAUGCAGAAAACGACCAUGGGAACAAUGACCAUAAUCCCUAUUACAUGAGUAUGGUAUCGAUGAAUAAUCAAAAUGUGAUAGACUUCUUCAGCCAGGGAAAGCGUGACGCGAAUAAUGGCAGUCUGCACACAACUUCAAACACCCUUAUGACCGUGGACACGGCAGUGGACACGACCGAUUAUAUGCACAGCAUCGAGCAUAGCAUGCAGCAGAGCAAUCCGCAGGGCAGUUCAAACAACACUCAGCAUAGUUUUCAGCACAGGAGUCAGCAUGGCGAGCAACGGGGCAGCCAACGGGGCACCCAACGGAGAGACCAAUGGAGCAAGUCCCUUAACACCAACCUAGGCGCAGAAGGAAAAACCACCUACUUCACCCAUUUUAACAGCCCCGAACGGGUCAACGAAAACUAUCAGCGCACUUACUAUAACAUUAUGCCAAGUGAAAAGGCGCUACCGGAACAACCUCCAUUCUACGUUGGCUCAAAUUACCUGCACAAAGAAGCCCAUCAUAGCAAGUUCACCUCGUCCCUGGGUGAAGGUCAGAAGGAAAAAAUUGUACAAAGGAACAAUUUCCAGCUUGACAAAAGUAGAAGAGGGCGGAAUAUCAGAAUGGGCCCUAACAAGCAAUGCGUUAAUCAUGGUGACGGGGAAAUAACGCACAGCAACGAAAAUGUCUGCCCCGAUCCUGCAUCUGCUAUGGCAUCGUCCCAUGCUUCUACCACCGGUGAAGGUGUGAAUUGUUCGACUCCACCAGCCAUGCAUGCACCCCACACUAACUAUACUAACCACACUAACUGUGAAGACGAGUUUAGCGUGCAAAGGAACCUCCAAUACGAUCACCGCGAUCUGUGCGGCUCACAGAAACCGCGUUACCACCCACUCUACUGUCAAAGUGAUAACCUCAUAAACAAUUACAGUGACUAUUCGGGCGAUGCGUCCACCUACAUGAUGAAUAGCAACGCGAAUGACUAUUCCACUCCGUUCAGCGUGGGUAGCCUCAGAAAUGCAGACAAUAAUGUCAUAAAGGAGGAAACGUACUAUGGUAGUGUGAACCAGGGGGGAUACCUACACAUGAACGAGGCAGGGAGGCACAGCACAACGGUGGGCACCUUCAUGCAUGUGGACGGAAUGAAACAAAGAGGUUGUGCCACGACACACGAGAUGGCUUCUAAUGACUAUGUCCAAAUCAUGCCUCAUGAGGAGAACAUCAAUUCGAAGCACCUGCGAGACGAUAACCUCACGAUAGAGGAAUGCAUAAAUUCUGCCUAUGCGAAGGGAGGAAACGAAAGGGGCGCCCAGCAGAAGGAAAGAAGCAGCGAGCAGAAGGAAAGAAGGAACGAGCAAAGGGAAAGAAGCAGCGAACAAAGCGAAAAGGCCAGCGAACAAAGCGAAAGGGACAGCGAAAAAAGCGAAAGAACCUUCGAAGAGAACAAAUCGAGCUUUUCCAUGCUGUACCUCUUCGGAAAAGUAAAAUUCAAUAUUAGCAUCAUAGACAUCAUACAUGACAAAACCAAUUCGCAUGACCUUCUGUGGGUCCCCAGAUGCUGCAAUGGAAGCUACGGGACGUUCUUAAAAAAUAACUACUUAAACGCCAACGAAAUAGAGAAGCAUGUGCCAGAAGAGCACAUCGAUAUCGAUUGCAUAAACCUGAAGCUCAUGGAAACAAGGUUCAGCAAAAAUGUGGCUAGCUCAAGAACCACCAAAAGGAAAAGGAUGAUUGACAUUGACAAAACGGUGCUUCACUUUUACAAAGAACACAUUAGCGAAUUCUUCAACAAUAAAAAUAAAAUCAUUAGACUCACCAAAAAAUUGUGCAAGUAUAAGAAAAAACGGAAAUAUAAUAGCAGCGAUAAUGGGAAGAGUACCGCGAAGGGUGCCUCGAAGGCUACGUCCAAGGGCACGUCCAAGAGUAACGGAAAGAGGGACGAGGAAAACAACGCUCACCCCUACGAAGAGAGCAGAUGUGUUAGCAGCAAGACAGCCAGUAAAACUAAAUAUAAGGGGAAAAGGAAAGUAAGCCGCCAGGCUUCCCUUGGCGAGGACGCCAAGGUGGAUCCCAGCAUGGACGGUGAAAAUGGUGCAGACCGCAGCCAGGAAAACGAAGAAACAUGUGAUCAUUUAAAUGACGCAGACUGUAGCCACCAAAAUGACGCCCCCAAUGAGUCAGACACUUAUGCGCAACGUUACGCUCCAAACUAUGCCGAUCACCAGGCGAAGCCCAACUAUUAUCACCAACGCAGGGAUGACAACAGAGACUACUACCACUGCCGCACGCCAGACGAAUUCAGCGCGAACCAGAUGCAUGCAGUAAAUGCAGCCCAACAAAACUACCUCUUUAACGAACACGUGAACAGAAACGUCAACAAAAUGGCAAUACAAAAUGACCUUCUCCAAAACGGGCAAACCUUUAACGACCCUUUUGUUAAUAAUAUGUUGGGUGAUAUGUCAACCCGAAACGUAAGUAGAAAUGAUUUUUUCCCAAAUAUGAUGUAUCACCAUUUUAGUGAACAAAGCGAUGUUUUCUCGACUCACCAUCAGCAUAAUCAACAUCAGCAUAAUCAACAUCAGCAUAAUCAGCAUCAGAUUAAUCCGCAUCAGCAUGAGAUGGGGACGUAUACAAACCUUCGUGAGAAAGGCUCCCCAAAUGGCACACCUCUCAGCAGUCUCCCUCCAACCACCUACUACAACCAGCCGACUAGUCAAUAUUUCUUUAACAACAAUCCAAACACCUUUAAAUCAAACUUUGCAAAUAAUUCGAGUAGGCGAAAAGGAAAAGAUCAGACAAAAUCUCAAAUGAGUUCCUUCAACGCUAACAAUGCAGACACGAAAAGUGCACUGAACUUAUCUCAGAUACUUGAAGGCAAUAAUAAUUUUAUUAACAUUUCCAACACCUUUAUUAACACAAAUUUUGCUAAAGAGCUUCACCAGACGAACGAUCUGUUGGUCAAUCAGAACAACUUCGAUUUGAAUGUUAUGUCUGGCGGGUUAAAUGCGAAGCAGUUUACACAGUAG
Messenger RNA from Plasmodium inui San Antonio 1, 8814 nucleotides. RefSeq lists its product as hypothetical. The record is from RefSeq and is a predicted model, not a curated record. NCBI's taxonomy places the organism in Eukaryota, Apicomplexa, Aconoidasida, Haemosporida, Plasmodiidae. The transcript has 2 exons. Bases 1 to 8814 code for a protein of 2937 amino acids.